CUUUUCUCUUCAACGACCGCCAACCUCUUUGUCGCAGCCCCAAAACCGCCUUUUGCAGCUUCUACACAUUUACGCGACUCAAGCUGCACACAUAUUAACCAUGGCAGACUCACAGACUACCGCUGCGCCUGCCGCGAACCCCGCUGAAGUCUCCAAGACUCAGAACACCGUCGACGCCAACAUGACUGAGUCAAAGACUGAGACCACCUCCUCCAAGUCAGAGGACAAGGCUGCCAAGGCCGACGGCGAGGAGAAGUGGGAGAUCAACGGCAAGUCCGAUAGCAAGAGCGAUCGUCGCAACGAUCGCGAAGACCGCGGUGACCGUCGCAAUGACCGUCGCGAUGGCGGUCGCGGAGGUCGAGGUGGUCGUGGUGGCCGCGGAGGUGGUCGAGGCGGAUUCCACGACAAGCACAACAAGAAGACGAACAACCUUGACACAUUCGAGAAUCUACCAGACUCUGACGACCCAAAUGAGAUCCGCCAACAGGUCGAGUUCUACUUCUCUACCCAAAAUUUGGCCACCGAUGAGCACAUGUUCAAGUCUCUCGACGGCCCCAAGAACACCCCCGUUUCUAUUCACCACGUUUGCACCUUCAAGCGUAUGCGUCGCUUCAAGCCAUACAGUGCCGUUGUAGCAGCACUUCGCGAGAGCAAGGAUCUCGAGGUCGUCGAUGAUGGCGAAUACAGCAAGGCUGGCAGCGAAGCUGUCAAGCGCAAGGAGCCCAUUUCCGUUCCCACCAAGGAGGGUGACGACAAGAACCCGCCUACCACAGAGGAGCUCUUCUAUCGCCUGAAGCACAACUCAUCCAACAACAUGGACAGGAGCGCCUACGUCAAGGGCUUCGGUAAUGAGGAGGAUGCCGGCCAAAUCGCCUUGGAGAAGUUCUUCCGUCCCUACGGCGCAGUUAUGAUCCGCAAGCGUCGCGAGGACGACGGUGCCUGGAAGGGCAGCGUCUUUGUCGAAUUCGAUUCCGAGGACUCUCGCAAGCAGUUCCUCGAACUUGACCCCGCUCCCAAGUACAACGGCAACGAGCUCACCAUUAUGGGCAAGAAGGAGUACAUUGAGAUGAAGUGCAAGGAGAAGGGUAUUAAGCCCGACUGGGAGUUGACCGAUCAGGAGAAGUACGAGCAGCGCAAGAGGCUCCGCGGCACCAACGGAGACGGCGGCCGUGGCCGAGGCCGUGGAGGUCGUGGUCAGGGCCGCGGUGGACGUGGUAACGACCGUCGCGACAAUCGCCGUGACGGCAACCGUAACCGUUCUCGUUCUCCCCGUGGACGUCGCGACCGCAGCGGCUCCGUCGACAGCAACGACUGGAACAAGCGUCGCGAUCGCUUCAGGGAUGGCAAGGAUGACCGCUCCAGCCGCAAGGAGGAGAAGAAGGAGAUUGAGCGCGACGCUCACGGUGUUCCCGUCAUCCAGGACUCUAGCAACGACACCGCCUCCAACAAGCGCAAGGCCGACGACGGCGAGCGCAACGACAGCCCUAAGAAGAACAAGCUUGAGAUCAAGCAGGAUGAGUAGGGACCUGUCCUCUCGUAUCUUAUACUUUCAGGACAUCUUCGUCACUCACCUUAGUUGACUUGAAGCCAUAUGACCAACCACCUUACGGAAUGUUAUUGCAUAUUACGGCGUUGAAGGAUUACUACAUUUCUACGGUCAUCGCUAAGAUACCUAUUUAUGUUCCGGGCUUUAUUGGGUUUGCGGGCAAAAGUUUCUUUCUUACUUCAUGGAUGGAUGGAUGCAUCCACCUGUAUAUGGUAUUCCUGCAUACAGUGUCUUCACUGUGCAUACAUGUAGCUCCACGACGCAUGAGUUUGGUAGCAUGAACGAUGAAUAGAUAUACUAUCACUGAAA
Messenger RNA from Alternaria rosae, 1855 nucleotides. RefSeq names its product RNA-binding La domain-containing protein. Gene Ontology annotation, molecular function: mRNA binding. The coding region runs from base 101 to 1522 and encodes 473 amino acids. The record is from RefSeq and is a predicted model, not a curated record. The transcript has 3 exons. Gene Ontology annotation, cellular component: nucleus. NCBI's taxonomy places the organism in Eukaryota, Fungi, Ascomycota, Dothideomycetes, Pleosporales, Pleosporaceae.